CUCGCCACGUCCCUUCCUCCUCUGCUGCCGUCGCUCACGCGUUGGAGUCAGCGUUGGAGGAAGAAGCAGCCGUCGGCGAGACACGGGCCGCCGUCCCGGGCCCCCGGUGUCCAGCCCGAGGUCCGAAUGGCCGCAAAUGUGGGUGACCAGCGCAGCGCCGAAUGGGCCGCCCAGUACAGCCUGGGGAGCGGGCCGGCCAGGGAGAGCAGCAUGGACGCGCCCAUGCACGAGAAUCCCGAGUGGGAGAAGGCCCGCCAGGCCCUGGCCAGCAUCAGCAAGGCCAGUGCCACGGGAAGCUCGGCCAAGAACAGCAGCAACGGCCAAGUGGCUACUGCCCAGUAUGUGGCUCAGGCCGAUGCAGCCGCGCUCCAGCAGCAGCAGUAUUACCAGUGGUACCAGCAAUACAACUACGCCUACCCCUACAAUUACUAUUACCCUAUGAACAUGUACCAAAGCUAUGGCUCCCCAGGCCAGUACAGCCUCACCACCACCUAUGCGACAGCAGCAGCGCAGCAGGCAGCAACCCCUGGGCAGCACCAGGGAGCUCUCACCCAGCCACCAGUUCCUGGCAUGGAAGAAUCGAUGUCCUACCCGACCCCUCCUCAGCAGUUACCAGCAGCCCAGCCCCCUCAGCCACCGCCACCCCCUCAACACACUGGCCACACGCUGGGGAACGGGGCUCAGCCUGGAGCCUCCUCGGCUCAGCAUGGGCAGGCUAGCCCAGUCACCAGUCAGGCCUAUGGGCAGCACGGUUACUCAGACCCUCCCAAGCCCAAGAAAGGACAGCAGCUAUGGAACCGUAUGAAACAAGCCCCAGGGGCAGGCAGCGUCAAGUUCAACAUCCAGAAACGGCCCUUCGUGGUUACCAGCCAGAACUUUAACUCUAGCUCUGAGGGACAGCACAGCAGCUUUGGGACCCAGGCCAAUCCGGAGAAGCCACAGAGCCACAGCAUGCCCCAAAAUCGGAACUUAUCAGGGAAGCCCGAGGACUGGCCCCAAGACAUGAAAGAGUAUGUCCAGCGAUGUUUCACUGCCUGCGAGUCUGAAGAGGAUAAAGACCGGACAGAGAAACUUCUCAAAGAGGUCCUGCAGGCCCGGCUCCAGGAUGGCUCGGCCUACACCAUUGACUGGAGCCGAGAGCCACUGCCGGGGCUGAGCCGGGACAGUGUGACAGAGAGUCCCAAGAAGAAGCGGUGGGAAGCCUCAGCUAUUCUUCACCCUGCCCGGGGAGCUGGGGGAGCACCUCGGGGUGGUGGGACUCAGCCCCAGCGGGGGGCAGGGGGCACUGGGAGUGCUGGCCGGGGUCGUGGCAGCAGCUUUGCCACCAAAUUUGGGAAUCGGAAUGUGUUCAUGAAGGAUAACAGCUCCUCCUCAAGCACAGACUCCCGCUCCCGCUCCUCCUCCCGCUCCCCUUCCCGUCAUUUCCGCCGCAGUGACUCGCACUCAGACUCUGACAGCUCCUACUCAGGCAGUGAGUGUCACCCGGGGGGCCGAAGAAACCCACCACCCAAAGGUCGGGGUGGCCGGGGUGCUCACAUGGACCGGGGCCGAGGGCGCGUGCAGCGUGGGAAAAGGCAUGACCUCGUCCCUGCCAAGCGCAGUCGCAAGAAGCCAGCGACAGCCAUGGAGUGUGAGGAUCCUGAGCGGGAGCUGAAGAAACAAAAGCGGGCAGCCCGCUUCCAGCACGGGCAUUCUCGGCGUCUACGACUGGAGCCUUUGGUGCUCCAGAUGGGCAGCCUGGAUGGUGGGAGCGCUGACCCUGACUGGAAUGAGCUUAAGAUUGUGGGAACCUGCCCAGACAUCACCAAACACUACCUCCGGCUUACCUGUGCACCAGACCCCUCUACUGUGAGGCCUGUGUCUGUAUUGAAGAAGUCACUGUCCAUGGUGAAGUCCCACUGGAAGGAGAAGCAGGACUAUGCUUUUGCCUGUGAACAGAUGAAAUCCAUUCGCCAGGACCUGACAGUACAGGGCGUCCGAACAGAGUUCACAGUGGAGGUGUAUGAAACGCAUGCGCGCAUUGCCCUGGAGAAGGGUGACCAUGAAGAGUUUAACCAGUGCCAGACGCAGCUGAAGUCGUUGUAUGCAGAGAACCUGCCAGGCAACGUAGGGGAGUUUACUGCCUAUCGCAUCCUCUACUAUAUCUUCACCAAGAACUCAGGGGACAUCACCACAGAACUGGCUUACUUGACUCGAGAGCUGAAGGCAGACCCCUGUGUCUCCCAUGCCCUGGCACUCCGGGCAGCCUGGGCUCUGGGCAACUACCACCGUUUCUUCCAGCUCUACCGGAAUGCACCCUGCAUGUCUGGCUACCUUGUGGACAAGUUUGCUGAUAGGGAACGGAAGGCUGCUCUCAAGGCCAUGAUCAAAACGUAUGUGAGGGCCGCCCAGUCCCCCCACAUCCUCAUUGCUGUGACUGCCCCCUCCCAUCUGCCUGCUCUUCAUCUGGUCCCCUCCCUCCUCACUGGCUGGCCACCCCCUCCCCCCCCCAUCUCAUUCUUCCUUUUCUCAUCUCCUGUCUCAUUUUUGUCCCCAGCUCAUCUUUAUCCUUCCCACCAGCUCCUUUGGCAUCUGCCACUUCUGUCCUUUUGUUUCUUGUCUUCCUCUUAGCCCCCCAUCCUCUUCUCUUGUCCCUUCCAAAGCCUCUGUUUGUAUGUGUCUGUCAUACAUGGUUUUCUGAGUUAAUUUAGAAGUAUCAUCAAGCAGUCACUGGGCUGAGUCACAGAUAAGGCCCAGGAUCUGGUUGGGAGGGAGUCCCCCAGCCUGAGGGGCCUUUGGGAGAAUCUCUUAACUUCAGAUGCUUCCUCAGGAGCCAACUAGUCCAGCCCAAACUUUCAAAGGAACACCCUUUGUUAUGUCCCCUGAAAACUGGUGAUGCCGCUUUAGCCUCUGAGAGGGUUCAGGAUGCUGCUGUGCAGUCAUGGUUUUUUCUGCCCUUCAGCCUUAGGGGGGCCUCUUGGCAGCUUCUUCCCGUCACUCCCAGGGCUCCCUCCCGGGCCAAGUCUUGGGAGUCCUUGCAGCUAGCUCUCACGCCCUGCCUGAGAUGUCUGCGAUGCAGGGCAGACACCCCUGGUUUGGCUAACUAGUCGUCCUGGAUCCCCCCUCAGGCAGCUCUUGAGCUAAUUGCUGUUCAGCUUCCAGUGUGGCUUCCAGAAGUACACACAGGACUGUCAAGGUGGGGGCUGUGCAGGUGGACCCCAGGCCUCCUUGUUGCUGGAUGUUGUGCCCCAGAUGGCAUGCAUGGUGCUGGCUCCUGUGGCGUUGGAAGGCCCCAGACCAGCUACACUGUGUGGAUCCUGGGGGGAGGUGAUUGAUUUCCUCUGGAUCCCCAUCAAAUCUCAUCUUCCUAGAUUUCAGCCCAUGUGGUGGGCUUUCAGAAGUCAUCCAGUGUGUCACUCCUGUGCCCAGAUUUGUGGCGGCUGCACUCCGGUCACUUGGCCAUCUCUGUCUGCCUUUGUUUAGUUGAGUCAUGGGUAGGAUUAUCAAGCAGCACAGUCUCUGGGACUCUGCUAGCGGUAGGCAGGGUGGGAACAGAGCAAGCGGAUGUGUCAGAGGCCUUGUGUUCAAAUUUGACUUCAGACAAUUUGUUAUUUGUGUGACCUUGGGCAAGUUACUAAAGUCCCCUGGGCCUCAGUUUCCUUAUCUGUUAAAAAGGCUCUCAGAAAGGCUGGACUAGAUGCUCUCUGAGCUCUUUGUAAAGCUCUGUAUGCUUGAGCCUUCCAGUGACACCGAGCCAGCCAUUCGCCGUUAGGUGACGGACUCUUCUAACCCACACCUUUUUCCAGUUGCCUGUCAAAUGCUUUGUUAAAGUCUGGGUAAACUAGAGUUAGAUGUUUCCGUGAUGGGCCAGCUUAGUUGCUCUGUCCAGAAAGGAAAGGUCAGUAGGACCCGAUCUUUUUGAGGGGAAGCCCCUGGUGCUGGCUCUCUGGCCUUCUCAGUCCAUCCCCUGGCAUUUGCCAGAAGGUCAUCCGUGGGCUCUUGGCUCAGUGGCUCCAUCUGCCUGGUUUGUGGUACCCGAGGAUGUUGCUUCUAUGAUUUGGACUUCUCAAGGACACUUGGUCAUCUGUGACCUGACUCUCACUGCCCUCUUAGCUGGCCGUCUCUCUGUUCUUCCCCCUUUGCCAGAGCCCAGGAGAGGUUCAGCCCCCUUGUGUGUGCCCUUGCUCCCCCCCCCCCCCCCCCCCAGUGAGCCAAACCCUUUCCCAGACAAGCUGGUGAAUGAGCUCUCCUUUGCUUUUCUGUCUGCCUUCCUCGUCCCCUCAGCAGUCAGCCUGCCAUUUCCUAUCUGUCCAUCUUCUCUAUGGGGACUUCUUUUUUUUGCAUUUAGUUUUAUUUAGAACAAGGCUUGCCAAACUACAGCCCUCAGGCCUGUGUAUCAUCUUAUAUUUUAGUUUUACAGUUUUAUUAAAAAAUGCAAGGAAGGAAGGAAACAUGCACUAAGUGCCUACUAUGUGCUAAGCACUUUUCAGUUUUAUCUCAUUUGAUCCUCACAACAUUCCUGAGAGGAAGAUAACUUUUUCCCCCGUUCUUCACAUGGAGAAACUGAGGCAGAGGUGAAGUGCCUUUCCCAGGGUCACCCAGCUACUGAAUGUCUGAAGCUGGAUUGGGACUCUGCUCUUUCUGACUCCUGCCCUGAUGUUCUGUGCACUGUGACACCCUAGCUGCCUAGGUGAAACAGCAAAAAUUAGGAGUUCAGGCUGUCUGUGGCAUCAGUGAGAACCUCUCUCAAGACCCCCACGAGGAGUAGAAGGCCUUUAUGCACAUGGGCCAGGGCCGAUCUUGCCUAGGGAAAAGGUCCCAUUUGCACAGUCUUCUUCAGGUGGCUGCCCCUUUUUCUCUGGGUCUUCAGUCUUCCUCACACCAUGCCACUCUUCCUGGCCAAUUUCCCCUGCAGAAUUUUGACUGUAGAGUCCUUGUGAUCCUUUGACACCUUGGAAAACUCUCCAAACCUGGGUGGUCCUUGAGGCUGGGCCUGGCUGCCCAGAAGGGCCCUCUUCCUCACUGGCCUGACCUGGGCUAUUGGGGGGGGGGGGGUCUUAUAGGCUGUGCCCUUGUCAGAGAGCCCCUAGUGCCAACAGGCAGUGGCACUGCUCCCUGUCCUCCCUUGACUAGGUUCUGUGCAGAGGAAACAUCUUUCAGCAUGGUUCUGAGCUGUGAAUACUGACACUUGGGAAUAUCUUUUCCCAUGGCUGAUAACUGCCCUGAUUCCUCCUGUUAACUGCUCUGUCUGUGGGGGCAUUUUCUGUUCGUGGGGUUCAUCCCUGUGAGUGUCCAAGAUGUUGAAGUUGCACUUGGCUCCUUGCGUUGUUCUCUUGUUCUCAAGCUUGGGAGCUCCCUUGCUGGGCUCCAGGCAUUUGUGUGUAGACAGGUGAGGCUGGCCUUGUAGACUGGCUCUUCUCUCACCUUUGUGGCCGUCUGCACGAUAGUCUCAUUGUAGCUGCUCACCCUCCAGGAUGCCUAGCAAGAGCCUGUGCCUGGGCAGUUUCCCGUCCUAGCUUUUCAGUCUGAAGAAAACCUUUUUGUUUGCCAAAAGCCAGGCAGAUAGUCUCUUGUCAGGAUGACUCCUGAUUUGGAUAGGAACCUGUCCUGCCUGUCCUCGGGCAGUGCCCAGAUGGGGGCAUGGCUUUGAUGCACCAUAGAAGGAACACUCGGGCAGGAUUUGGCUGGAAAAUGAAAUUAUGUCUCCACCAAGUUUUCUCGUCAGCGGGUGGCUUCCUUGGGAAGUCUGUGGGGAUGCUGCAGGUUCAGAUCAUAUGACUUAGAACCGGGAAGGCUCUUCCAGGAACAUCUAGUCUGAUGUUCUGGUUUUACUGAUGAGACCCAUGGGGCCCCCAAGGAAGGGAGUUCCCCAAGGUCCUUGAAGCACAGGUUUGAACCCAGGUCUUCUGACUUGAAAGUUGCCUCUUGGGGCCAGGCAGGCCAGAGAAUGCUUGAAGGGUACCCUGCUGGGGCCACAGCUGGGAGCGGUGCAGGGCUGGCCAGGUCUUCUGCGUGGAGAUGCCCUUCAACCUUCCCCUUCUGGGGCCUUCUCUGGGUCUUCGGUCCCCCCAUGUGUGCCGGCUGUUUCUGUUGCUUCCUUGUGAGUGAGCGUGUGCGCUCUGUACUCUGGCUGGCUGGUUAGCUGUUCCGUGCUGUGCAUGUGCGUGUGUGUCCUUGUGCGUGUACAUCUGUGUGCGUACCCCACGCACAUACAUGAGCCUCUGGCUUCCUCUUGCUCACCUCCUGCCCUGUAGACAGCUUGUUUUUCUCUUUCCCUCUGUCUUCCUUCUCCCAGCUCCACAGCCAGAGCUGUGCCCCCCUCUCUGAGGGCCGGGAGCCUCGGACUCCUGGCUCCUUAGCUCUCUGCCCUUGUCUUUUCCCCCUCACUUUCCCCUACCUCCCCGCACAGGUAAGUGGGAGCGAAUGGUGCAGGGGUGGUGUUGGCAGUGGCUGAUGGAGCCUUCCUUCUGCUCUGGGUGGGGGGUGGGAGUGGGGAGGGUCAUUUGUGGGCCCCAGCUGGGCCCACAUCCCUGGCCUUGUCUGCGCUGGGACUGGGGGGUGGGGUGGGUGAUGACCCAUUUCCUGCGGGUCCCUGGGCCUUGUCUCUUCCCCUCGCCCUUCAUCCAUGUCUCCUCUUGUCUCCAUAGCUUCCGCCCGGCGCUGCCCGUCUCCUUCGUGCAGGGGGAGCUGGCCUUCGAGGGCGAGGCCGCCUGCCGAGCCUUUCUGGCCCCCUUGGGUCUGGGCUACAUGGGGCCCGACAACACCAGCAUCGACUGCCGGCUCAGCGUGGCGCAGCUGCCCACCUUCUGAGCACCUGCAGGGGGUGGAGUGGGGCCGGGAGCCGGCCUGGGGAUUAGGAAGGACAAGAAGGGGCUGGUGGAGGUCUCUCCCCCCCCCACCCCCAUCAGCGUUUACUGGUUUAAACUGGUUUUUUUGAGCCACAGACUGGGAUGUACAUAUGGGAGAGGCCUGGCUGGAGCCUUUGCCUCCUCUCUCCCCGCCUUUGAAACCCCAGGGAUUUUGUACAGAGAAUUUUUCUACAUUUUUAUUUUCUUGAGUAGGCAUCGGGUGGGGAGUGGGGAGGGUUUGGAGAGUGGGUGGUGGGCUGUGGGUCUGUAGGUCUGUCUGCCCUGAUCUCUCACCCCCCCACUAACACUCUCUCAGUGUUUUCUCUCUUUCUCUCCUGAGCUCGUCCCAGGCGCCCGGCCGGUGCCCCAUGCCCCCCCACGCAGGAGGGGGCUGGGGAGAAGAAGGAAGAGGGGGUGCCUUCAGCCAGCCCUGGGGGAUGACGACCCUCCCCCCAUUCUCCGCCCUGCUUUCACCCCCCCACCUUGAAGAGACUCUUGCUGGCCUUUCCCCCGAAGGGGAGGGGCUUCAUCUUGUCUGGGGUUGGGGGAGUUACUUCAGACUGUACACCUACCCCCCCACCCCGAAACGCUGCUGCAGCCAAGAGGACGUCACCACGAAUGCCAAGUCACCGCCGUGGGAGCCGCCGGGACCACAAGUCUGAUGCAUCUCAAGUUGUAUUAAGUUGUCUCCAUGUCUUACUCCGUUUCCCCCCCCUCCCUCCCCAGUGUCUGUUUUGAUUUCUUCUCCCCCUCCUCUUUUUCCCCUCCCCCUUCUGGUUCUGCACAGGUAAAAAGGUCAUCCCUCCUUUCCCCCUUCUUCUUGCCUCCAUGGGUCACCAGGUCGCAUCAUUUCUUCCUUUGAUAUUUUAUUUUUUAAAUUAUUUUCCCCUCCCCUCCCUUUCUUUUCAACCCCUCCUUUCUCCCCCUCCUUUUCUACCAUGUAACUCAAUAAUGUGCAAUGAGAUCGAAAACAGCUGGACUGUCAGGCUGCCUCUCCUUUCCAGAUGUUCCUGUUCCCUCCAACCCUCCCCCUUCCUCCCUACCAUCCUUCCCCACCUUCCUUCCUUCCUCCCUCCCUUCUUCCCUGCAACCAAGGAGUGCUGAGCACGGUUUGGGAAAAAAAAAGAGAAAGUUAAUUAAAAAAAAGAGAGAGAGAG
Molecule: messenger RNA, 7984 nt
Organism: Trichosurus vulpecula (common brushtail)
Lineage: Eukaryota; Metazoa; Chordata; Mammalia; Diprotodontia; Phalangeridae
Gene: LENG8
Product: leukocyte receptor cluster member 8
Exons: 15
Coding region: 127-2610 (827 amino acids)
Cellular component (GO): nucleus
Source: RefSeq, a predicted model, not a curated record